Messenger RNA from Punica granatum (pomegranate), 3503 nucleotides. NCBI's taxonomy places the organism in Eukaryota, Viridiplantae, Streptophyta, Magnoliopsida, Myrtales, Lythraceae. The record is from RefSeq and is a predicted model, not a curated record.
CAUCAUCCUCUUCCAGUUCCACUCCCUUCGCUUCGCUUCUUACUCUGCUCCGACGACACAAAUCUGUCUCUGCUCUCCUUCCAUGAAAGGAUGCUCCUUUCUCAGUGCUGUAACCAGCACCACCGCUCUCCUAUCUGCCCGAGAACCAUAUCCCAUAAAUCCCGCCUCAACCCUUCAUUCACCUUCCCCUUCCCUUCACCGCCUCUCACCUCUAAGACCCCCAGAACGCCCGCCGCUAAGCUCCUGACCCGUGCCCAGUCCUCGAAGUCCGAACAGAAAUCCACCGUCCCCCAGUCCGCCAUCCAACGCAUCGCCGAGAAGCUCCGCAGCCUCGGCUUCACCGAAGAUGCCGGCGACGACAGUCCUCCGGAGGAGGACCACGACCGGAGCGCCGGACAAAUCUUCAUCCCGCUUCCGACCCGAAUUCCCAAGCACCGGGUCGGGCACACGAUCGACGCGAGCUGGAGUACGCCCGAGAACCCGGUCCCGGAGCCUGGGUCGAGCGGUUUCGUGACCCGGUACAGCGAGCUGAGGGGCGAAUUGAAGGAACUGAAGAGGAAGCAGGGGAAGGAGAAGAGGGAGGAGAAGGCCCCGACUCUGGCGGAGCUGAGGCUGCCUGAGGAGGAGCUGAGGCGGCUGACAACGCUCGGGAUAGGCGUGAAGCAAAAGCUGAAGAUAGGCAAGGCGGGGAUCACGGAGGGCAUCGUGAACGGGAUACAUGAGAGGUGGAGGAGGGCCGAGGUUGUUAAGAUUACGUGCGAUGACAUUUGUCGGACGAACAUGAAGAGGACGCAUGAUCUGUUGGAGAGGAAAACUGGUGGUCUUGUAGUUUGGAGAUCCGGGAGUAAUAUAAUCUUGUAUAGAGGGCCUGAUUACAAGUAUCCAUACUUCUCUGCCGAUGAUAUCUCGGGAGAUAGCCCGCAAGUAGAAAUCGACCACAAUGGAGAUCAGAAGAAGGAGAGCUCCUUAACGGUUGCCCAUGGUGAAGAGUCUUCUCACACUAGCCCAAUCAAGAGAUUUGGCCAAAUGGCCUUGAUACAAGGAGUUGGUUCUCCAGAGAGAGUCCGUUUCCAAUUACCAGGAGAAGCCCAGCUAGCCGAAGAAGCUGACCGCUUUUUGGAGGGGCUUGGUCCAAGGUUCACUGACUGGUGGGGAUACGAACCUCUUCCGGUUGAUGCUGAUCUUCUACCUGCUGUGGUCCCAGGAUAUAGGAGGCCUUUCCGGCUUCUGCCUUAUGGGGUGAAGCCUAAAUUGACAAAUGAUGAGAUGACGACAUUAAGGAGACUUGGCCGACCUUUACCAUGCCAUUUUGCAUUAGGUCGAAAUAGAAACCUUCAAGGACUAGCUGCUUCCAUCAUCAAGCUAUGGGAAAAAUGUGAGAUUGCCAAGAUUGCUGUGAAGAGAGGAGUACAGAACACCAACAGCGAAAUGAUGGCGGAAGAAUUAAGGCGCCUUACUGGAGGAACUCUACUCUCCAGGGAUAGGGAAUUCAUUGUCCUUUACCGAGGAAAGGAUUUCUUGCCACCUGCAGUUUCAUCUGCAAUAGAAGAGCGAAGAAAGCACGGAUUCGUACAGAGGGAGAAAGUAGCAGAAGUCCAACAGGGGCAGGCUGGGUCUGCACCUGUUGAUGAAGUUAAUGAGGCUAAUGAUGAUCAGCAAACUACUACAUAUCGUGAGCAGAAGAAGAUAGCAGAACUCCAACAGGGGCAGGCUGGGUCUGCACCUGUUGAUGAAGUUCAUGAGACUGAUGAUGAUCAACAAACUCCUACUUAUCCUGAGAAGCAGAAGAUCGUGUCUCUUAAGGCAGUUAUUGAAAGUACAAGCAUGAAGUUAUCUCAGUCUUUGGAAAGGAAAGCUAAGGCUGAGAAACUCCUUGUCGAACUCGAGAAUUCACAAAAACUGGAAGAGCGUGAUGUAGAUAGAGAAGGCAUAACUGAAGAAGAAAGAUACAUGCUUCGGAAGGUUGGCCUGAGAAUGAGACCUUUCUUACUUUUGGGUAGGCGGGGGGUUUUUGAUGGAACUGUGGAAAACAUGCAUCUUCACUGGAAAUACAGAGAGCUCGUCAAAUUAAUAUGUAAAGAGAAAAAUAUUGAAGCUGUUUAUCACGUAGCACGCACAUUAGAAGCAGGAAGUGGUGGAAUAUUAGUCUCUGUGGAGAGAGUGAGUAAGGGAUAUGCAAUCAUCAUUUAUCGUGGUAAGAACUACCAACGACCCGCUUGUAUUCGUCCGAAGAUUCUCCUAAGUAAAAGGGCAGCAAUGAAGCGUUCUUUAGAGGCGCAACGUCGAGAGUCUCUGAAGCUUCAUGUUUUAAAGCUUUCUGACAGUAUAAAUGAACUGAAACUUCAAUUGGACAGAGACAAGGAAAGGAUCAGAUAUGAUUCAUCAGACGUGGAUGAAAAUAAUUCAGCAGAUUCUGCUGACAGUCCCCUGCCUGCUGAAGAUGAUGACGAGGCUGGAGCUAUCUCAGUGGAAAGCCAUCAUGGUGAAUCCAGCCAGAUUGAACCGUUCUUGCCUGAAUCAUUACCUGAAGGGACCAGAGAUAAUAUUUCCACUCAUGAAAAGGGUGAAGCUGGGAUUUCUCCCUUCAUCUCUGAUCAUAAAUCUGAGUUUGAAGCGAGCUGUUCUACUGUUGAUGCUGGGAAUCACACUUCGGGUAGUGGGACUGAGGAAUCAUUAUCUAAGCCGUCGAAGGUUAUGGUUGGAGACAAGCUAGGACCAACAAUCGGCUCAACCAAGAUCCCUGCAAGACCUUCUAGUCUUUCCAAGAGAGAGAGGCUGCUGCUGCGAAAGCAGGCCCUCAAGAUGACAAAACGUCCUGUGCUUUCCAUAGGGAGAAGUAACAUUAUUGCUGGGAUUGCGAAAGCAAUAAGAAUGCAUUUUCAGAAGCACCCCCUUGCAAUAGUCAAUGUAAAGGGCCGAGCUAAGGGGACGUCGAUUCAAGAACUGAUCUUCAAGCUGGAGCAAGAAACGGGUGCAGUUCUGGUCUCUCAGGAGCCGAACAAAGUCAUACUGUACCGAGGCUGGGGAGCAGAAGACGAAUCCAGGAAAUCUAAUGACAGGGCGUCGGGACAUGCAGCUGGUAAAGAAUCCGCGGGGGACUCGGCCCGGAUUGGCAGGGCCAAUGUGUCUCCUGAGUUGAUUGCGGCCAUCAAAAUGGAAUGCGGGUUGCAGUCAAACUGAGAACAGUGGCAAGAGAGGUGCCUCAAUGUCGAGGGCCUUGGCCUCAUUGUCUAUGAUUUGUUUGUACGUUAUCGAUAAUAUGCGAGAUGCCCUUUUACUUUGUGAAAUUGUAGCUAAGGUCCAAUUAUUUUGUUUCAGGUCCAAAUUUUUUUGUAACAUUACAUUGCCGCAUGCUGGGGUUUCGGAUUAGAAGCUCCUUGAGAAUGUUAUGUAUAGCAUUAGCAUAGAUGGCUAUGAGGAUUAUUAUUAAAAGUUCAAAGGGCCAACAGGAAAUUCUUAGACUUUUCGGGUGUAAAAAUGAAAUAAACAGCAAAUAUAGUAAA